This is a messenger RNA of Diachasma alloeum, 1241 nucleotides long. RefSeq lists its product as uncharacterized. The record is from RefSeq and is a predicted model, not a curated record. Lineage: Eukaryota; Metazoa; Arthropoda; Insecta; Hymenoptera; Braconidae. Gene Ontology annotation, molecular function: DNA binding. The transcript is spliced from 2 exons. The coding region runs from base 480 to 1022 and encodes 180 amino acids.
AUACGAAGGAUAAAACCCCGUGGCUUGAAUUUCCGUCUCCAUUAGUCCACAGUAAAAAAACUAAUAAAAAAAAUAAACAACAAUUGAAGUACUUUGGGGGCUACAUUUUGUUGGACUGCGGUUAGAGAGUCACUCGUUCACUCGUCGUAUCCAUCUUGAUUAUUCAACUGUUCUUUACAAAAAAUGGUAAUGAAAAAUACUGAAACGCAACACAACGGGGCCAAGCGACUGAUGGAGAACUCGUAACGGAGUCGAGUCGCAAAAUGUCAGGCGCAUGAUUCCUGUUGAGGGAAUGGAGUGACGGCGCGAGGGGGAGGGGUAACGUGUGCAUGCGCAGUCAGCUGUGUUUGAAGUAGAACGGAGUGAGGAAUUUUUUUCUCCGAAAAGUAGACCGAGCUCUCGUUUUUAGGUUAAAAGUCGUUGUUUUGUGUUUGUUAUUUCGAGGCCGAUAAAUUUUUCCAGUUGGGGUUGGGGCUGAGAUGAGGAACUACAAGAGGAAGACUGAUAGGCAGAGCUGGAGCUCGACGGAUAUGGCACAGGCCAUUGCUAUGGUUGUGGAGAAGAAAUUGGGGAUUAAUAAGGCUGCACAGUUAUUCAGUGUGCCCAGUACCACUCUGCAGAAUCGAGUUAAGAAGUAUCAGAGUGGGUGCUCGCUGGAGGAAGCUGCUAAGAAAGGUUUGGGAAAAUUCAAAGCGAUAUUCACCGAGCAGCAGGAGAAAUGCCUCGUGGAGUACAUUCAGCAGGUCCAGAAAACCAACACCGAGAAGUUCACAACAAAGGACCUGAGGAAGCUGGCGUACCAGCUCGCAGAGAAGUGCAACGUCCAGCACAAAUUCAACGCAGAGGACGGCAUGGCGGGACUGGACUGGUACACUGGCUUCAUGAAGAGGCACCCCGAGCUGUCAUUUCGCAAGCCCAAGAGCUCCGAGGACUACCCGGACCAUCACGACUGCCUCGAGAUCAUCCUGGAGGAGCCCGAGAUCAAAACCGAACCUGCAGACCCACCCAAAUCUUCCACAUAACACAGAUAAACCCCUAUCGAGAAUCUUCAACGGUUUAGGAUUAAGAGAUUCAUAUAAUACAUUAUUAUUUUCAUUAUCUAUCGUGUAUUCUAUGCAUUAAGUCUUCAGUAUUAUUCAGUUAUCCAUGAUUAUGUGGGGUCGUUUUUUUUAUUUAUUGACACGAGGAUUCAUUAGGCAAUUGAACUGACGUGAAUUUGAAAUAAAGCAGAAUAAGUGGAA